AUGCUCGCGCCCCUGCGCUCUCUUCGUGCGCUGCACACCACCCCCGCCCGCGCUGGCCCCAGCGCCGCCGACUUCCUCGCCCGCCUGACGGGCUCGCAGGCGACCGCGGCGGGGUCCUCCUCGUCUUCGUCGUCCGCUGCGGCCGGCUCGUCCCAGCAGGCGACACCGCAGUCGCCGCACGACGCCGCGCGCAACAUGAUCGGCAGCGUCGGCAUGCGCGACCUCACGCUCGAGGAUGACGGCCGCCAGCCGUUCCGUCCCAACCUGAUCACCCCGCCCAUGUUGUACGCCCACGACAAGUUGUACGGCCGCGAACACAGGGGCCAGAAGCGCCCGCUCCUCGGCCCGCCCAAGCGCAUCGCAAAGCAGAUCGACCCGUUCUACAUCCGCAAAGCCAACCCCGUCGACCACGCCCUCAACCCCCUCAUGGCCGGCGCGUUCAUCAACCCCAUCGGCAAGAUCCUCAGCCGCGCAGAGACGGGCCUCACGUGGAAGUCGCAGCGCCGUGCCGGCAAGCUUGUCCGCCGCGCCCGCGCCAUGGGCGUCAUCUCCUACUUCUCGCGCGUGCCCCGCCCCGGCGGACUCGGCGACCGCGACUACAAGAUGUCGCCGUUCUAG
Molecule: messenger RNA, 618 nt
Organism: Vanrija pseudolonga
Lineage: Eukaryota; Fungi; Basidiomycota; Tremellomycetes; Trichosporonales; Trichosporonaceae
Gene: rpsR
Product: 30S ribosomal protein S18
Exons: 2
Coding region: 1-618 (205 amino acids)
Biological process (GO): translation
Cellular component (GO): ribosome
Molecular function (GO): structural constituent of ribosome
Source: RefSeq, a predicted model, not a curated record